Nymphalis io (European peacock) is the source of this 3316-nucleotide messenger RNA. RefSeq names its product organic cation transporter protein. The transcript has 3 exons. Gene Ontology annotation, biological process: transmembrane transport. Bases 168 to 1817 code for a protein of 549 amino acids. Lineage: Eukaryota; Metazoa; Arthropoda; Insecta; Lepidoptera; Nymphalidae. Gene Ontology annotation, molecular function: transmembrane transporter activity. The record is from RefSeq and is a predicted model, not a curated record. Gene Ontology annotation, cellular component: membrane.
GAUGUCGGCGCCACGACGGCGACGAUAACCGUCCAUUCGCUCGUCCGCCGGCACACACGCCUGGCGUCCGCACCACGCCGCGCGCUCACUCUAUUCAUAUCAAUGGUGUUUGUGCAUCUUUACAGGAAAAUACUUUAAAACAGCCGGGGACAUCGAAUAAUUACAUCAUGGACAAGGAACACGCUUUAGAAGACAUGAUGGGCAAACUGGGAGAUUUCGGGCGAUAUCAAGGCUUUCAAUUCUUUCUCCAUAUCCUGGCAGCGAUGACAGCUGGGUUACAUAUGCUUUCUUUGAUAACUGUUGCAGCUGUACCAGAACAUAGGUGUGCCAUAAAGGGAGUAGAUAGUUCUAAUUAUACGGAGCCUUGGAAUUCUUCAUUAGUUCUUGAUGCAAUACCUUUAAACGAUCAUGGAAAAUUGGAUUCUUGUAAGAUGUAUGGCCCAAAUAAAUCAUUAGAAGACUGUGAUUCUUGGGCUUACGAUACUCAAUAUUAUACAUCAUCACGUGGCAUUGAAUGGGAUUUCGUUUGCAGUCGACGGUGGAUGGGGGCCGCAGCCCAAACCGCCUACAUGUUUGGCGUUGUUUUAGGCUCAAUAAUUCUCGGAAAGCUUUGCGAUGCAUUUGGAAGAAAAACCGUUUUUGUUUGGGCUGGCAUCAUGCAAUUACUUUUAGGAAUGUCGGUUGCGUUUGCGAAUGAUUACUAUACAUUUAUUACGAUAAGGUUCUUAUACGGGAUCUUUGGAUCUGGAUCUUAUAUAGCAGGAUUUGUUCUAACAAUGGAACUAGUAGGACCGAGUCGGCGUACAAUUUGCGGUGUAGCUUUUCAAAUAAUGUUUGCCGUUGGAAUCAUGCUUUUAGCUGGGUGGGGAUACCUUAUAGAUAAUAGGUUUUAUUUACAAAUUUUAUACGCAUUACACGCUGUUAUAUUACUACCUCAUUGGUUCCUAAUGGAUGAAUCUCCGAGAUGGCUUUGGUCGCAAGGUCGGGCUCGUGAAUCUGUGGCUAUAAUAGAAAAGGCAUUAAAAAUGAAUGGAUCUACUGAAGAAAUUGAUUCACCUGCAUUGGUAUCACAAUGUAAGGUAUCCUGCGCAAAAUAUUCUGAUGACAGUUCACCUGGAACUUUCAAUCUUUUUAAAACUCCAAAUAUGUUAAAGAAAACUCUUAUUAUAUGUGGAUGCUGGUUUGCUAAUUCUGUCGUAUAUUAUGGCCUCUCACUCAAUACGGGCAAACUAAAUGGCAAUCCUUAUUUUAUAACAUUUCUUUUGGGUAUCGUAGAGAUGCCUAGCUAUAUUAUAAUUAUGUAUUAUUUAGACCGUGUAGGUCAUAGAGCUCUUAUUAGCACAAUGAUGUUGUUGGGCGGCAUAUCUUGUUUAGUUGUAGCUGCACUACCUCACGGGUCUACUUCAGCUACAGGCAUUGUGAUGGUUGGUAAACUAUUCAUAUCUGGAUCAUAUUCUAUCAUUUAUAAGUAUUCGGCAGAAUUAUUUCCUACUGUGGUUCGCAGCUCUGGCGUUGGCCUUGGCAGCAUGUGCGCUAGUGUUUCUGGUGCUUUAACACCAUUGAUAAGUUUGCUCGAUACUCUCAAUCCAAAAAUACCUACCAUUAUCUUUGGAUUUUUGGCUUUGUUGUCUGGAUUUUCUACAUUUUUCCUACCAGAGACAAUAGGUCGUACGCUACCCCAAUCGAUUGAGGAUGGUGAGAAAUUUGGUGUAGGCGAUACAUGCUUUACUAAUUGUAGUGGAAGACGUAUGAGUAAUGCUUCUGAAGAUAUUCCUGAAACUAUGAUCCCGUUAGAUGUAACGGAUAAAAAAUCAUGAUAUGUUAAAUGUAAUAAAUAAAAAUCUAUUGACAGAUAUAUUUAUUACCUACGUACAUAAAUAUAUGUAAAAUCAAAUUCAUAAUAUAAUUAAAGUUAUUUUACUAGAGUUAGUUAAAAUCAAACUUGUACCGGUUGGGAAUGUAAAAUUUCCGAGAAGAACCAACAAAAAAUUUAAUAAUUACUAUUUUCCAUUCAUUUCGAAAAUAAAUCAAAAUUGUAUAGUAGAAUAUUAAGAGUAACUGAGUAGUCUUACUACUUUUUUAUAUUUGUUUUAUUUAUCGAGCGUUUCUUCUGGAUACAGACAAACUAAUUAGGACUAUUUCUUGCCUCAUUGUAUGACAGCCUAAAUGGCCGAUUUUUUAAAUUUACUUUAAUUUAGGCCAUGUAGUAUAAGUUUACCAAGGAAUCCUUUACAUGGUACGUAUAGAAAUAAGAUAUUAUAAUUAUAGUUAAAUUAGAUUGUUAAUGAAUUUCAACAAAGUACGUUAUUUUUUCUCAUUGUGUUUGAAGUUGUCUAGUCAUUUCGUUUCGGACUGGAGGAUACGUUUAAUUUAGCAAUGUAAGAAUGCAAAGAUUUAAAUUUUAUUAUAUUAAGCUGUGUAUAAUGUUAUGUACGCUGUUAGAUGUUAGAAUGUUUUCCUUACCUAAUUUGUUUACUUUAGAUGUCAUUUGUUUUGUUCUAAUGCUUGCUUUCGAAAUUAAAUAAAGCACCCACUGCUUUGCUCGGGCGCACUUAACUCCCCUUAUCGUGCAGUGUAUCAACAAAAAGUUUAUUUGAGAAGAUAGUGAAUUUAUAGUAGACAAACGUCUGUUUCACAUAGCCAAUAUGAUAUAUUAUAGGAAUAAAACAGAAAAAAUAGACAAUCGAUAGAAUCAUUUUUGAAUUCAAAAGUAGACUUCUACGUUUAGAGGGGAAUAAUCAAAAUAACUUGACUCAGAAACCAUAAGAUAUAACGCAAGCAAAGUUAUUUACUGAACUUUAAAUUUCUAUAGUAAAGUUGCGGAGAGCAAAAAAGGAAUUUUUAUUUCCACUAUGCACUUAAUUGAUUUCAAAAGAAAAGACAGCGUAGACAACAUUUAUUAUUUUUAAAUUUAGUAUUAUAAUUUAUAUAUUUUAAAUUCAAUCGUCACCUUACAUACAGUACAUCACGUAAAAUUUAAUAAUAUCAUCACAAUUAUUCGUAUAUGUAAAAAAUUGGACACGGCUUUCAUUUAAAUUUUUUAUGACAAAAUAUCCCUGGUCAAAAUACUAUUUGUAAUUUAUUAUUUAAUUUAAUGUUUUUAUAAAUUAUAUUUUAUUAUUUUAUAAUUAUAAUAUAUAUAUAUCUACACUUAAUAGUAGAAGGAGUAAAGUUAAACAAACCUUAGAUUUACCUACAUUUUCUGCGAUUUGCUAUAUUAUAAACAGUUCUCUACUUACUUACAAAGUUCUGAUAAAAUCAUCGCCAUAGGUAUUCAAACGCUAGUUUUUCAUGAAUCCAUAAUAAAUGUCAUAAA